AGAGAAGAGAGAGGUACUAGUUUUGUUCAUCCAACCUUCUAAUUCUUCUUAUUCAGACCACAACUUUCUCAUAUUCCCAAAUCUAACCCCUAAACUUCCCAUUAAUUUCAUAACAGUCCCUCUCGUCUCUCUUCUUCUUCUUCCAUUUCCAAUUUCCAGAGCAAAACCCAAACUCAACACAGUCUUCUUCCUCUGACUCUCUCUCUCUCUCUCCUCAAUCAGGGCUUACAAAGUCUUCGUUUUCUCAGGGAGAGGAACAGGGUUCUGCGUUUGAGAUCCGAGAUCUUAAAGCAGUGCCUGCCUCUUCAUUUGAUCUCGUUUCACAUUCAUGUGUUGAGAGUUCUCUAAUCUUUUACAACUUCAAAAAUGGGUUUAUUGUUCAGUCGGAUGUUCUCUUCGGUUUUUGGCAAUAAAGAAGCUCGGAUCCUCGUCCUUGGUCUCGACAAUGCCGGGAAAACCACCAUUCUUUAUCGGCUACAGAUGGGGGAAGUUGUCUCCACCAUUCCAACAAUUGGAUUUAAUGUUGAGACAGUUCAGUAUAACAACAUCAAAUUCCAAGUCUGGGAUCUGGGUGGACAAACAAGUAUCAGGCCAUACUGGAGAUGCUAUUUUCCAAAUACCCAAGCCAUAAUCUAUGUUGUUGAUUCUAGUGACACUGAUAGACUUGUAAUAGCUAAAGAGGAGUUUCAUGCAAUAUUGGAGGAGGAAGAAUUGAGAGGCGCAGUUGUUCUCAUUUUUGCAAACAAGCAGGAUCUUCCUGGUGCACUAGAUGAUGCUGCAAUCACAGAGGCUUUGGAGCUGCACAAGAUUAAGAACCGCCAAUGGUCAAUUUUUAAAACUUCUGCCAUCAAAGGAGAAGGUCUCUUCGAGGGCUUGGACUGGCUGAGCAAUACACUGAAAUCUGGAGGUGGCUAACUCAAUUCGGCUCAGAGAAGAACUACAAGAUUGUUGCUGUGUGGCCAUUCGCGAAUCUCAGAAGGCUGACGGUAUUUACUUGGUAUGAAAUUCUGAUAGAAAAUUCUUGUUUCAAAUGUCAUUGUCCAUUGACCUCUGAUUUUUUUUUUUCUCUUCUACCAUUUUGGAUUAGACAAGCUGAUAUACAUGUAAAAUUUUCAUUAUAGAUCACUUGUGUUUGUCAUAAAACAAAUUCAUCUAUGUUAGUUUCUCUUUUGUU
Messenger RNA from Cannabis sativa, 1174 nucleotides. Its product is annotated as ADP-ribosylation factor 1. NCBI's taxonomy places the organism in Eukaryota, Viridiplantae, Streptophyta, Magnoliopsida, Rosales, Cannabaceae. Gene Ontology annotation, biological process: vesicle-mediated transport; intracellular protein transport. Gene Ontology annotation, cellular component: cytoplasm; Golgi apparatus. The coding region runs from base 367 to 915 and encodes 182 amino acids. Gene Ontology annotation, molecular function: GTPase activity; GTP binding. The record is from RefSeq and is a predicted model, not a curated record. The transcript is spliced from 8 exons.